GCGCACGGCGCUCUGCAGCCCCCCGCUCACGCUGUGCAGGAUCCCCGGAUUUUGGCGUAUCAGACGCCGCUGUUUGCGGCUCAACAGCUGCAGACUGGGCUCGAGUACCAGUUGCAGACUCUUGGAGUCCGUCAGCAGGAUGCCUUCUUACUGAGAAAUUUCCCCAGGCCUGAACCUUAACAGUCUCAAGUCCCAGAAAUGACGAGGCUUCCCUUCCAAGGCAGGAAAAUCACUCUAAGGAAUAAAUGCCAGAUGGAGUUUUGCUCUUAUUGUCUAGGCUGGAGUGCAGUAGCAUAAUCUUGGCUCACCGCAACCUCCAUCUCCUGAGUUCAGGCAAUUCUCCUGCCUCAGCCUCCUGAGUAGCUGGGAUUAUAGGUGCAUACCAUCAUGUCCAGCUAAUUUUGUAUUUUUAGUAGAGAUGGGGUUUCUCCACAUUGGUCAGGUUGGUCUCAAACUCCUGACCUCAGGUGAUCCACCCAUCUCGGCCUCCCAAAGUGCUGGGAAAACAGAAGUCUGAUUAGUUCAAUUCUCUGCUCAGAAUUUUCCAAUGAGUCCCCAUCUCACUCAAAGUAAAGGGGCCUUCCUUCCUGAGCUUCACUGACUACCACACUCUCCAUUGUGAAUUCCUCCCCACCAGCCCCACUGGCCUCUUUGCUAAUCCUUUGAACCAAGCAUACUCCUUUCUAAGGGUCUGUGCACCUGCUUUUCUGUCUUCUAAAAUGCCCUUCCUCAGAUCUCUCCAUGUAUUUGUUCCCUCACUGAGUUUUUCCUCUCCCUUCGUAAAAUGGAAUCCCACUACUAAUGUCCUUUACCCUGCUUCAUUUUCCUCUGUAUCAGUUUUGACCAUGGAUAACUUUAAAGGCUUGAAGUUGAAAAUCGGUAGCAAUCUACCCCCUGGAAUCGGGUAGAGAUGAGAUCUUAGAAGGGAGAGGGGCUUUGCCUUGACUUUGGGAUCUGGGGAGGAAGCAGGGGACCAGGGAGAGUUUGUGGGCAGAGGAGCCUACCCUCCUUUGAAGCACCCGUGGGCAACACUGCCCCUUGGUCUGGAAAGGCACAGCCCAUCCAUUAGGCCUGAGUAGAGAAGGGGGCAAAAUUCUAACGUAAUCCCACGGGUUUGUUGGGGUGAACUGCUGAAAGUGGGGUCUUCCUGAAAGUCCAGUAUCAGCCUGUGGGCCCUUUGGUGCCUCCAGGUGGUGGCCUACAGUGCUGCAGCAGAAGGCGCAUGAGGCAGAGGGUGGGCAGCGCAGCUGAGCUCACCGCCACGGGCGCAUCCAUCCCUCCUGGGCCUAUAAUUUGGGUUCCCCAGGCCUGGCCACCCCUAUCAGCGGCUCAGCAACAGAUGAGUCACCCGGGACCCCGGGCCAAGGCAAACAUGGGGGGAGGAGGAGGAGAAAGCUUCCGAGGCUUUAGCCACCACCGCCUCAGUUGCUCGACAUCCCCCAAUCUCCAGGGGCCCCCACUCUUUCUUUGACUCCCGCCCUCCAGGGCCCCAGUGUUCUUCCCACAUUGCUCUCAUUACACCCUCCAUCCCUAGGAUGGGAAGGGCAGCCCUCCAGUCUUCUCAUCUAGGGGAAGGGACACCAGUUUGCUCUAGUCCCUCCCUGCAGUGAUGAAAGCCCCCCACUUUCCCCCUCCUGUCAUUGGCCCCAACCCAUGUCAAGGUCUCUCUGGUUCCCGUCCCUCCCCUUUCCUGGAGCUGGCUGCGUGCUUGGGGUAUUAGGCAAUGGGUGUGCACCCGCAGCCCUCUCCAGGCCCCGCCUGUCCCACCGCCCUCUAGCUGCCUGCGGGUCAGUGCUCAGGCCAGCCGGUCGGGUUGAGGGCACUGUGGGCCAGCUCAGGCCACCCAGUCUGCCGGCCUGUGGCCUCCUGUCCCAGAUAUGGGCUUCAGUAGAGAGAAGGAGCAGGACUCUGGGUCUUUGGAUUUGGAACAGUCCCACUUGGGGAGACCUGGGGUCACUAGGGAGUUGAAACCUAUUGUGGUAGUUCUGUCCCUCAACCCUUCUUGGCACCUGACUGCAUGCUGGAGACUGGCAAGGGUAGAAUCAGAAGGCAAAAAAUAAUCCCAAACCUAAGGGGGAACCCAGCGACGCAUGGAGAAAUACAGAUGUCCAUGAGGUCCCCAUGGAGAAGAGAGGCUUAGGCAACCUCAUUCCCCUAUUCCAAGGACCUGGCAGGAAUCCCAGGCUGACUGCAGGAGAAAGGAUAAGGACACUGGCAGAUCACGAACCCAGGUGUAAGAAUGAAAACUGAGAUGGGGCUUGCAGAUUCUGGUGACCUCGAAAACCACACGUGGUUUGGCUCUUGUGCUCUAAAUGGGAAGAAGGGUCAGGAACUCUAGGGCUCCCUCUUCCCCAUCCCAGAGGUGGGGAAUCAGAGAAAAGCAGCCUGAUCCAGGCUGUCCUGUGUCAGGGACCAUGGCACUUUCACCUCCCCAGACUGCUCACAGCCUGGCACAAAAUGAUCUGUAAAUAUCCCAACAGAUACAAGUCGCUUGACCUCCUGUCUCAGAUUGCUGUGCCCGCUAUCCAACAGUGACCCCUGCAGCAUGGGCAGGACCUCCAGCAGCACAGGCUGGAGGCUGACUGCCCAGCAGAGCUGCACCACCACCAUCAAGGAAGAGGUGACUGUGGUUGUGGGUAUCAUCCCUGUGCCUCUGCUUGCUGGGGGGCAGUCUGAGUCAAUGUGCCUGGGGCAUGUGGGGCCAGCCAUGCCUUGGGCUGCGGUCUGGCAGGGGCGGGGGGCGGCUGGAAAGCCUGGGGCCCCUCUCUGGCAAAAAUAGCCCACAGUGGUUACAGCUUCGAGGGUGAGUCAGGCGGGAGCGCAGUGGCGCCUAACCCCUUCGCUGCCACUGGAUCUCCCUAAGGCGGUUUGCCUUUGCCUGUGCACCCCAAGACAAGGCUCUUUUCCGACUGCCCUUGGACUUGGCUCAAUUUUGGAUCCCAAGGCCUUCCUCAUCCCAUCAGAAGGAAGUCUGCAGCUUGGAGCAGGAAUCCAGGCCACCCAAAGUGCAGACUGGGGAAUCCCGAGAAGGGUAGGAGACCUCUAUUGGUAAGCAUCCCUGCCAGCAAGGAAGCAUCAGGGCAGGCUGAGGAUCUCUGGGGCUACCUGAACCUCCACCAGAGCCAAACUGAGGUGAAAGCUGACCCCUCCAAAGGGGCAGGCACGGGGCUUGGAGGUGGGUGGGAACCAAGCUGCCCAGACCUGCACUUCUCCUGACUGCUCUGAGUGCCCUGGAUGUGGGCACCACAUGUGACUGUCCCACACUGAGAAGCCCAAAGACUGUCCGGCUCCCAUCUUCAUCUUGUCAAAGGCACCUUCCAGCCACCCUUAUCUCAGUGGAGAAAAUGAUGCAAAAAGAAGUAUUGAAAGAUGUGGCCACUUGGGCCCCAUUCUGGCUCUCUAGGAAGGUUACUACACCCUCCCUGCAGCUUUGGUGACCCCAGAGCAGGUAAGAGGAACUCUGGCCACCUCCUUCUUCAGUGGGGCCAAGCCUGAACCCAGGCAUUGGGCGAGAAGGUGUGUGUGUGUGUGUGUGUAAACGCUGGGAGGAGGGGGAGCGGCUUCGUUCGCCUGGUCAAGGCGGGGAGUGCAGGAUAGGGUGGGGAAGCCCCAGGCUCAGGGAGGGGCUGCAGCUCCGUCAGCCCAGCAGAGCCAUCGAGGGCUUGGCGCAGGCAGAGCCAGAGCCCCCGUCCUUUGCUUGCCGGCUUGCUAGCUCUCUCGAGCACUCCUUCCCUUCCUCCCUCCCUUCCUCCCCACGGCCAAGCGGCGCUGGGGAAGCGGUGAAGAGGAGUGGCCCGGCCCUGGAAGAAUGCAGCUCUGCCAAGGCGACGGAACCCAGUGCAGUCUCCCCACGGUUUAAGCAGGACUAGUGAAGCUUAGGCAACCCAGCCGUGCCUGUCUCGGACCUCGCACCCAAACCACUGGAGGUCCUGAUCGAUCUGCCCACCGGAGCCUCCGGGCUUCGACAUGCUGGAGGAGCCCCGGCCGCGGCCUCCGCCCUCGGGCUUCGCGGGUCUCCUGUUCCUGGCGUUGUGCAGUCGGGCUCUCAGCAAUGAGAUUCUGGGCCUGAAGUUGCCUGGCGAGCCGCCGCUGACACCCAACACCGUGUGCCUGACGCUGUCCGGCCUGAGCAAGCGGCAGCUAGGCCUGUGCCUGCGCAACCCCGACGUGACGGCGUCCGCGCUUCAGGGUCUCCACAUCGCGGUCCACGAGUGUCAGCACCAGCUGCGUGACCAGCGCUGGAACUGCUCAGCGCUCGAGGGCGGCGGCCGUCUGCCGCACCACAGCGCCAUCCUCAAGCGCGGUUUCCGAGAAAGUGCUUUUUCCUUCUCCAUGCUGGCUGCUGGCAUCAUGCAUGCAGUAGCCACAGCCUGCAGCCUGGGCAAGCUGGUGAGCUGCGGCUGUGGCUUGAAGGGCAGUGGUGAGCAGGAUCGGCUGAGGGCCAAACUGCUGCAGCUGCAGACACUGUCUCGAGGCAAGAGUUUCCCCCACUCUCUGCCCAGCCCUGGCCCUGGCUCAGGCCCCAGUCCUGGCCCCCAGGACACAUGGGAAUGGGGUGGCUGUAACCAUGACAUGGACUUUGGAGAGAAGUUCUCUCGGGAUUUCUUGGAUUCCAGGGAAGCUCCCCGGGACAUCCAGGCACGAAUGAGAAUCCACAACAACAGGGUAGGGCGCCAGGUGGUAACUGAAAACCUGAAGCGGAAAUGCAAAUGCCAUGGCACUUCAGGCAGCUGCCAGUUCAAGACAUGCUGGAGGGCGGCCCCAGAGUUCCGGGCAGUGGGGGCGGCGUUGAGGGAACGGCUGGGCCGGGCCAUCUUCAUCGAUACCCACAACCGCAAUUCUGGAGCCUUCCAACCCCGUCUGCGUCCCCGUCGCCUCUCAGGAGAGCUGGUCUACUUUGAGAAGUCUCCUGACUUCUGUGAGCGAGACCCCACUAUGGGCUCCCCAGGGACAAGGGGCCGGGCCUGCAAUAAGACCAGCCGCCUGUUGGAUGGCUGUGGCAGCCUGUGCUGUGGCCGUGGGCACAACGUGCUCAGGCAGACACGAGUUGAGCGCUGCCAUUGCCGCUUCCACUGGUGCUGCUAUGUGCUGUGUGAUGAGUGCAAGGUCACAGAGUGGGUCAAUGUGUGUAAGUGAGGGUCAGCCUCACCUUGGGGGCAGGGGAGGGGACUGUGUGAGAGGGGUGCCUUUUCAGCCCUUUGCUCUGAUUUCCUUUCAAGGCCAAUCUUGGUCCCUGGAAGCUCAAAGUGUCUACCUGGAAACAGCUUUAGGGGUGGUGGGAGUCAGGUGUACUAUGGGAUAUGAAGCCUUCUCUCCAACAAUUGGAGGGUCUUGGGGGAAAGCUGCCACUCCUCUUCUGCUCCUUAGAUACCUGAAUGGACUAAGAUGAAAUGCACUGUAUUGCUCCUCCCACUUCUCAGCUCCGGAGCUCCUUUAACCCUGAUUCAUACUCCUUUUGGCUAGGGAGUCCCUAUAGUUUCACCACUCCUCUCCCUUGAGGGAUAACCGCAGGCAGUGUUUGGAGCCAUAAGAUCUGUAUCUAGAAAGAAUCACCCACUUCUGUGUACUAUCCCCAAACUCCUCUACUGCAGCCUGGGCUCCCUCUUGUGGGAAAAUGGGAGACAGUGGUAGGGAGGUUUUUUCCUGGGAAAGGGACAGAGUGCUGAGGGGCACUCUCCCCUCAAUCCUCAUAGAGUUGUCUGUCCAGACCCUUAGGGAAGUUGUCUCCUUCCAUUCAGCAGUUCAAGAGGACCCUCCAAAAGAAGGGUUUCCCCAUGACUCUUGGAGCCUCUUUUUCCUUCUUCAGCAGGAAGGGUGGGAAUGGAUAAUUUAUUGUACUGAGACUUGUUCUUGGUUUCUGUUUGAAACGAAAAUAAAUUAAGUUACUGGA
Molecule: messenger RNA, 5890 nt
Organism: Callithrix jacchus (white-tufted-ear marmoset)
Lineage: Eukaryota; Metazoa; Chordata; Mammalia; Primates; Cebidae
Source: RefSeq, a predicted model, not a curated record